Calidris pugnax (ruff) is the source of this 4780-nucleotide messenger RNA. RefSeq names its product ovochymase 2 (gene OVCH2). NCBI's taxonomy places the organism in Eukaryota, Metazoa, Chordata, Aves, Charadriiformes, Scolopacidae. The record is from RefSeq and is a predicted model, not a curated record. Gene Ontology annotation, molecular function: serine-type endopeptidase activity. Gene Ontology annotation, biological process: proteolysis. The coding region runs from base 438 to 2972 and encodes 844 amino acids. The transcript is spliced from 22 exons.
AAUGAGCUGUAAACACUGCCUUUCUGAAAAAAUGACACGUUGAUGCAGAGAGUUAUCUUUGUCUCAUAUGACACUGAGCGUGCUGCCAACAAAAUUAUAAACUUCUGGUAUGUUUCUCUAGUCUGUGAAAUUGGCUAAAUAUAAAGUGUGCAGGAAAUAUAAAGCAUUGCCUCUUCAAGAGCUAUAGAAAUUGCAAGGGCAAGCAGCAGUUGACAUUCUGUUCAUGGGUGUCCUACUUGAUGUGUAGAUCAGUCUGGGUAAGUGUUUCUAGCAAAGCAUGCACUAGUAGCUUCAUUUUGUCAUUUUGCCCGAAAAAAUUAGUUUUAGGGAGGAUUUUAGCCAGUAUUUUACAGCAAGGACUUAAGUAAUGGCAUAUAAAAGGAUCAUGCUCCGUUAAAUUUGGAAAACUUAUUUGUGCAGUUGUUCAGCACCCCAAGAUGCACGUUGCCCCCAGUAAGCUGCAGUUACUCCUGACGGGGGUAGUUUGUAUUGCCCAGUUUCAUGCUGUACCAUCUGCUCUUCAGAAAGAUCCCAAGUGCGGGCAGCAAAUUCGAGAGGCAAAACCAUGGAGUUACCUUAACCUGUUCACUCGGAUUGUUGGGGGAAACCAGGUGAAAAAAGGCUCACAUCCAUGGCAGGUUUCCUUGAAACGAAGGCAACAGCAUUUCUGUGGAGGCACCAUUGUUUCUGCUCAGUGGGUGGUCACAGCAGCUCACUGCCUCUUGGACAGCAAUGUACUCCAGUACUUGACUGUCACUGCAGGAGAGUACGAUUUGAGGAUCAAGGAGAAGGGCGAGCAGACGCUCCCUGUUAAAUAUGUCCUUAAGCAUCCCAACUUUGAUUCCAGAAGGCCUAUGAACUAUGACGUUGCCCUUCUGAAGCUGGAUGGAGCCUUCAACUUCAGUUCAUCAGUUUUGCCAGCAUGUCUUCCUGACCCAGGGGAAAAGUUUGAAGCAGGAUAUAUCUGCACUGCUUGUGGUUGGGGCCGUUUAAAUGAGAAUGGAUUACUCCCUCAGGUCUUAUAUGAAGUCAAUCUACCAAUCCUAAACAGUAAGGAAUGUUCAAGAGCAUUAUCAACUUUAAAGAAACCCAUUCAAGGUGACACUGUAAUGUGUGCUGGAUUUCCAGAUGGAGGAAAAGAUGCCUGUCAGGGAGACUCAGGAGGCCCUCUUCUGUGCCGACGCAAGCACGGUGCCUGGACUCUCGCUGGUGUGAUCUCCUGGGGCAUGGGAUGUGCUCGUGGCUGGAUAAAUAAUGAGAAGAAGAAACACUACAACAGAGGAUCUCCAGGAAUAUUCACAGACCUCAGUGCAGUGCUUUCCUGGAUUCAAGAGAACAUGGGUGCUGAUCUGAAAAUGAAAAGCUCCACUGCGUUUUGUAGCAUUCAGGAUGGCAAACUCCCUGACAGUGAAGGAGAGUUACAUUUUCCUGGCAGUCCCAAACAGUUCUAUCAAAACCACCAAUUGUGUGUAUGGACUCUAUUUGUACCAGAAGGGAAUUAUAUAUUGCUUCAGUUUUCCCGCUUUGAUAUAGAGCCAGAAACAUUCUGUGACUAUGAUUCUUUAUCAGUCUAUUCAAAAGAGGAUAGACUUGUUGGGAAAUUCUGUGGGGGAGAUCUUCCAUUACCUAUUUUGGUUGGCUCCAAUAGUAUAAGGCUGAAAUUUGUUUCUGACAACAAGGAUUAUGGAACUGGUUUUUCCAUGACCUACAAAGCGCUUACACCAGAUAUUCUUCCUGAUUCUGGCUGUGAGUCCUCAGCUGUCCUUUUUGAAGAAGGAGUGUUACAAAGUCUGCACUAUCCAGAGCACUACAGCAACAUGGCAGACUGUCAAUGGAUUAUCUGUGCACCGCAGGACCAUGUAAUCAAGCUUACAUACCAGUCUUUUGAAGUGGAAGAGAGUGAAGAUUGCUCUUACGAUGCCGUGACUGUUUAUGAAGACGUGAGAAAAGAGGAGGAAAUCGCCAAGUCUUGUGGAUUUGCCUUACCAGCACCUGUUCUAAGCUCUUCUGCUAUGAUGCUGAUCGUCUUUCACUCCGAUGAAACAGAGACCUUUGGAGGAUUCAGAGCUACAAUCUCUUUUGUUCAUGUAAAAGAUUUAGAAACUUUGGAUUCAACUCCUGAAGAACAAUUUGAAGAUAUGGAUAUAACUGAAGAAGAAAUACAGGUUACAACAGACGAUAUUUGUGGAAUGCCUUCAAAUCAGCCCAGGUUCAUCUUCAGUAGGAUAAUUGGAGGUGAAGAAGCUGUACCACACUCAUGGCCUUGGCAGGUCAGUGUACAAAUUUCAGAUCAACAUAUCUGUGGAGGAGCAGUUCUUGCCAAAGAAUGGGUUGUCACAGCUGCCCACUGCUUUAAUUCUAAGGAACUAUACAGAGGCUUAUGGAUGGUGGUAACAGGGCUGCAUGAUCUUACAGAGCAAGAAUACAGACAGAAAAGGUCAGUAAAGCAGUAUAUUAUACAUCCAAGAUUUAACAAGACCACUAUGGACUCUGAUAUUGCCUUACUGCAACUGGCUGAGCCUUUAGAAUUCAACCACUAUGUGCGCCCAGUGUGCCUCCCUGCCCAGGAGGAGAUGGUCCAGCCCUCAAGGGUGUGUGUCGUCACGGGAUGGGGUGCCCAUGAAGAAGACAGAGAAAAGGGGAAAAAACUGCAUCAGCUUGAAGUCCCCAUCCUGGUGCUUGACACAUGCCAGAGCUAUUACAUAAAUCUUCCCAGUAGAGUGACCCAGCAGAUGCUCUGUGCUGGAUUUCCUCUGGAAGAAGGCAAGGACUCAUGCACAGGUGAUUCUGGUGGCCCAUUAGUUUGUCCUUCAGAAGAUAACUUGGGUUUUUACACCCUUCAUGGAAUCACUAGCUGGGGCUUGGGAUGCGGAAGGAAGAGCUACCCAGGAGUAUACACAAAUGUUGGUGCUUUUGUUGACUGGAUCAAGCAGAGUAUUAAUAGUAGUGAUCUCCCCAUUUUCAUGGUGUGACCAUCAAAAGAGCAGUUCUGAUGGACCACAUUGUAAAACGCUUCCAAAGAACAAAUCUCAUUGAAAACAAAAUUUGGUGAGAGAGUGUUAGUUCAUGAUUGGUGACCAGAUUCCAAAGUAGCUGAUACUUAUCCUGGUGAAUUUACACCUGAUUUACCUGAAUUGAGACUUUGGCUUUACACAUGUGCUUGGAACAGAUUAAUUGCAGGCUUCAGACAUUUUAUUAAUUUAGAAGGAAAGAGAGGGAAAAUAAUCCACCAUAAACCAAGUGUAUACUUGAAUGUAGUACUGGAGAACAUAAAAAUACUGCAGAAAUUAGAUGAAAUAAGUGCCUGUGUAAAACAACUGAAGGGCCAGUCAGUCAUCCUUCCAUAAAGAUCAAUGAAAAUAUUGUCUCUGGUAGUGUGAGGACCUAGGCAGGGGCAGGAGUAGUGCUUAAGGAGCAGAACGUUGUCUAGUCAUUAGUGAUAUGAAUCCAUCCAGUUGCUGGGAAAAGGGUACUUAUAAUACAGUUCCUGUUUUAACAAAUUGCAUGUUGUUUAAACAGAAGUGUUUAAAAAGACACGUGUUACAGGCCAAGGGCCUUGUCACCAUGCAAGAACUGACAGCUGUCCUAAUUAAUCUAUACAUAUAAUUAAAUAGGUAAUGUGUAAUCCACACGCUGCAAACUGAGCACAUUUACUUGUAAAUAGCAGAUAGGUUUAUGUCAAAAUGGCUGCUUACCCAAGAGAUGGUGAUGACAGGCUCCUGUUAGCUUGGCAGACUCUUCUGUGCACAGUCUCAGUGUUAGAAGCUAGAUCAGUGUGAUAGUACAAUAGGUAACACAAGUAUAAUCCUUCUUUGACUAAAUGGUCUGGAAAAAAAACUACAAAAGAAGUAAGAGAUCUCUUUUUCUUUUAUGAUAUUAAUGGCAAAACUCUUGAGAGACAUGUUUCCCAUAUAUGCAUCGGUGCCAGUAACUAAACUUUUUUGAAGACAUUAGUUUAGAACUUCUUAUUUUAAAGAGACAAUUUUAUUCUGUUGCUGGGGAAAAAAAAAUAAAUCUGUCUACCUUUAUUCCCAAAUGAAUACUGUAAACAUUUUUGACCAGUUUCUUCUCUUCACUGUAAAGUUUCAAGCAAAAGCCCACAAAAUAAUGUGGAGCAUGAACUUCCUGUGAAACUAUGAGAAUACUUUAUGGUGGAAGGACUAUGGACAAAUUCAGAUUAUGCUUGUUCUAUCUUUGACAAGCUCUUUGAAGAGGUCUUUGGAGAGAAAUGGAGGGAAAAUAUACUUUGCAAUUUUUCAUUAUGGAAGUCUGAACUUGCUAUUAGCUAACUAUUUCGGGUUAAAUAUGCUGGGAGCAGAUGUGUCUAAUUGCUUGGAUGCUAUUCCGUUUUGCUUAACAGGAACAAGAUGAGUUAAAAUACCUGUAAAGUUUUUAUCUGCCUAUUAAUCUCAUAGAAGGAUAUCAAGUGGAUGUGUUCAGAAAGAUUAAAAGGUUGGGGGAGAACUACUGGUAUCAGCUGUGCUAGCCCUAUUGAAUGCCAUGGUUAUAUGCCAAUAAAUUUAUAGUGCUUUAAAAAUUCCUUUCAUAUAGUAGGAAUGCUUUCUUCAGUUAUUUGUAUUUGACUUGAUUUUUGCUUAACUGCAUGAUGCUGACCUUUUGUAUUUCUUCUAGUAUGGUUUUACAAGUAGUCUAGUUUUGCUUUUGGUGUAUUUUUUUAUUCUAUUGUAAGCUGACAGUAUCUUUUAGCAGUAAUGUGAACUGGUUUGUGAUGCAAAUGAAAUCGGAUUUUAAAAAAAAUAAAAAUUUACUUUCAAUGGCA